This is a messenger RNA of Musca domestica (house fly), 525 nucleotides long. RefSeq lists its product as uncharacterized. The record is from RefSeq and is a predicted model, not a curated record. The transcript has 2 exons. Bases 1 to 525 code for a protein of 174 amino acids. NCBI's taxonomy places the organism in Eukaryota, Metazoa, Arthropoda, Insecta, Diptera, Muscidae.
AUGUUUCCAGUCCUGGCUGCUGAUACACCACCAGCAGAUACACCUCCUGCUGAUACGCCUCCUGCAGAUACACCUCCUGCUGAUACUCCUCCCGCUGAUACACCUCCUGCCGAUACUCCUCCAGCUGAUACACCUCCAGCUGAUACUCCCCCAGCUGAUACUCCUCCAGCUGAUACUUCCCCAGCUGAUAAUCCUCCUGCAGACACACCACCCGCUGACACUCCUCCAGCCGAUACUCCUCCAGCAGAGACUACAACAACCGCCCCAGUCAGAGCAACAACUAAAAAACCCACAACUGCAACCCGGAGGCCUGCAACUAAGAAACCAGUUGCCAAAAAGCCUGCAGCUAAAAAACCUGUCAAUAGAAAGCCAGCAAAUAAAAGGCCAGCCCAGAAGAAACCCGCCAAUAAGAGAAGACCACAGGCCAAGAAUGUUAAUAGGAUUCGAAACAGAAAUGUACAAGUUGCCAAAACCAAUGGCCCUGUUAAACAAACUAGCAUCUUAAGAUUAGUUAUCCAUACUUAA